AUCAAUAACAGAAGAGUGGGUCAGCCAACAACGUAUGUGAUCUGUUUUUAAAAUCUAUCAAAUAAGCUAUUGAAUAAAUUAUGCCGAAAGUUGUGUCAAGGAGCAUUAUAUGCUCUGACACAAAAGAUCAGGAAGAAUACAGUGAAGAAAAACCAUUGCACAUAUAUUAUUGCCUAUGUGGACAAAUGACACUCAUUUUAGAUUGUGCCAUUGAAAAGUUACCACUAAGAAAGAAGGAUGGAGCAAGGGUUAUCGAUGGCAGUAAACAUGCCCAUAAAAUGACCUCAGAGCGAGAUGAACUUGUGUUUCUUAAGCGUCCAGAAGGAAUCGAGAAGCAAUAUAGACAGAAGUGUAAAAAGUGUGGCUUGUUGUUGUAUUACAAGCAUGAUCCAACAGCAAAUGUAGUAUUUAUAGUUAAAGAUUCUGUGAUAAAAAGUUCUGGAGAAGGUCCUAUGACAGAUAUUUAUAAUCAAGUGGCCAUUGAGAAACCUAAAAAGAUAAUGGUGACAAAACAUACUAAAAACAUGGGAAAGUUCAGUUCAGUUACUGUAUCUACAAUUGAUGAGGAGGAAGAUGAAAUUGAAGCUAGAGAAGUUGCCGACUCGUAUGCAAAUAAUGCACGCAUCAUAGAGAAACAAUUAGAGAGGAAAGGUAUGAACAAGCGGAAAACUAUGCCAUCCUCUGAAACAGAUUCAAAACGUGCACGGCCAAGGGGGACACUGUUGGAUGUCUGAUUUUUUAUCAACGAUAUUUUGUAUAACGAUAGAUAUUAUGUUAUGCAGUUGUAUACAUUAACUUAUUAUAUAUUCACUUGAUGUAAAUAAAUUACUUCUUUUAUGUGCA
Messenger RNA from Harpegnathos saltator (Jerdon's jumping ant), 843 nucleotides. RefSeq names its product UPF0428 protein CXorf56 homolog. Bases 81 to 734 code for a protein of 217 amino acids. The record is from RefSeq and is a predicted model, not a curated record. NCBI's taxonomy places the organism in Eukaryota, Metazoa, Arthropoda, Insecta, Hymenoptera, Formicidae. Gene Ontology annotation, biological process: endoplasmic reticulum membrane organization; endoplasmic reticulum to Golgi vesicle-mediated transport. The transcript is spliced from 4 exons.